CGAUAACAGGUGGGGCCAGUUUUCACAGUGACGCGCUGUGGAUUUUUACAGCUGAUUCCUGAAUCUUGCAUCAGACUGCAGUUUAUUAAGGCGAGUCCACAGAGGGACGGACUCAUAUGGACCAGGAAGCUGAUGGAGACACAGAAGACGAGCUGCUCGCCCUGCAGAGCAUAUUUGGUUCGGAAGAGUUCCUCCGAAAUGAGUCGAAGUCUGCCGGAGAAUUCCGAGUUUCCGUGGAGCUGCCAGCGGGAUUCACUGUACUCCUAAAACACGGUGGAACAAUAAGGCAAUAUGACGUCUCUUUCCUUCCACCGCUGCUUCUGACCUUUGAACUUCCUGGAGAUUACCCGUCCUCCGCCCCUCCCUCCUUCACUCUCACCUGCAGCUGGUUGACUCACCCACAGCUAACGUCCCUGAGUGAUCAGCUCACAGAUCUCUACCAGGCCACUGGGGGCGCUGUGGUGCUCUUCUCCUGGAUCCAGUUUCUGAGAGAGGAAGCCCUAAAGCAGGUGGACAUCCACAAUCUGCUGGAGCUUCCUUCUGACCAGAACCAUUCUUCCUCAGCUGCAGACAGUUCUGAACUUCCUGUGUCUGUUCCGGGCGGACAGGAAGUCGUCCCUCCAAACGAAGACCAAAGAGACUCUGGUCUCUCUUUGACUGCGUCUCAGAUUCUCCUGUCCCAGAUUUUGAUCCAUGAUGCAGAGCAGAAACAAAAGGUGUUUGACGCCACGCCGUUUGACUGCGGCGUGUGUUUCUCGAGCCGGUUCGGGUCCGAAUGUGUGCAGCUGUACGAGUGCGGCCACAUCUUCUGCCGGACCUGUCUCGACGAGUUCUGGAAAGCCCAGAUUACGGAAGGGAACGUCCGCGGCGUUACCUGUCCUCAGGUAGACUGCUCUGCCACAUCAACACCUGCAGAGGUGAAAAGUCUUGUAGGAGAGAAGCUCUUUCACAGAUAUGACCGUCUUCUGCUACAGUCUACCUUGGACAUUAUGCCUGACAUCACGUAUUGUCCUCGGCUUACUUGCGGUUCUGCUGUGAUCUUGGAGAAGUCCAGCCCUGCAGCGAUGUGCUCCGUCUGCAGCUUUGCUUUCUGUGUAGACUGCAAAAGAACGUACCAUGGAACAAGCAAGUGCUACGAAGAACCUGACUUAUCCACAGAGAAGAGUGAAGAACAGCUGAUAGCUUUCCCAAAGACAGAAGAGGGGAUCCAGGCGCUUCUGGAAGAUUAUGCUAAAGGUGGCAAGCGGAGGCGUCGGCUUCUAGAAAACAGAUAUGGCCGUAAAACCUUUGUUUACACCUUUGAAAGGCAUUCUAGCGAAAAAUGGAUAACCACCAACACCAAACCCUGCCCUCACUGCUUCUCCCCAAUACAGAAAGAUGGCGGAUGCAUCCACAUGUUUUGCACUUAUUGUAAACGGGAUUUUAUGUGGCAGUGACUCUGUAGACUUGACUCUUUAGAACAGACUUUCUCAAACUUUGGACCGCGGCCGCCCCCUAGCGGCCCCCCAAGGGACUGCACGUAAACGACCUGUUAUUUACCGUGACGUCACCUCGAAGUGCGACGCUACAGCUAGCUUAGCAAAGGAUUGUGUUUAAAAAUAAUAAUGGAUAAAAUCGGAUACCGGUGGAAAGAAAACAACACCAGGAAUACGUGUAUGCAGAGGUGGACAGAGUACUAAAAAACUACUGAAGCAAGAGUAGUUCUACUUCCACAUAUUUUUACUCAAGUAAACAUAAAAAGUAGCCGUUCAAGAAUUUAUUCAAAUAAGAAUAAAAAAGUAUUUGGUGAAAAGUACUGAGGAAAUAAUCAAAUUACCAUUAUUUUAUCUUUGAAAAUGACAUAAUAAAAAUCAAAUAACAAAAUCAGGCAGAGAAAGAAAUUUCAAAAUCAGUUAAAUUUAUAUUUAUAUAAUUAUAAAAUUUGCUUGAAAAAAGCUCCAAAAUUCUUAGAUUACUCACAGAAAUGUAAUUUUUUUUCCAGAAAAUUUCUGAGUUAGAAAAGUUGAACAUUUGCAACAAAAAAACUUGGAAAUUUUAAGAUUAAUCUCAUUAAUUAUUUAGAGAAAAACAUGAAAAUAUCUGUUUCAAAGGUCAAAAUUUUUUGACUUUGGACAUUUUUGACUUGAAACUAGAAAUUUAAUGUUUUUUGUUGUUGUUGUUUUUUUCUGGCAGAAUUUAUUCUUUUUUGUUUUAGUUUAUGUGCAGAGGCCCUAAUACACCAUUGUAUGAAAACUCGCUUUUCAAUGCAGGUUUAAUAAUUUUUAACUCUCAUGAAGGAAUUAGAACCAUCAUCAGAACAAACAAAGCAAAACACUGAAUCAAUCAGUUCUGUAAAUAUGUAAGAUGAGGUCAGCAGGUUACAUUUCUACGGAAGAGUCUUAGGGCCACCGAAAAAAAAAAAAAUUCUGAGAUUAAAUACAACAAACAUUUUAAAUGCCGAAAAUGGGAUGGAAAUUGUAAAAAUAUAUAUAUUUUCUAAUUACACUUAAGUUGUCCAGACAAACUUCAACAUUUUCAUUUAUGAAAUCAAGUCCAAAUAUUACAUUAUCUGUUUAAAAUAGAAAUAAUAAAGUUUUCAGAAUAAAGCCAACCUAACAAUAACAUUACAUAAAGAACAUGUUUUAAAUUUACACGAGUGUCUCAAAUAAACAGCCAAGAACAUCCAAAUUUAACUAACAUUUGAGAAUGUUAACUUUGGGACAUCUGGUCAGGAUGCUUCCUGGACGCCUCCCUGAUGAGGGUUAGGGCGUCCCGCCUGGAGGAGGCCCCCGCGUCCCGCCUGGAGGAGGCCCCCGCGUCCCGCCUGGAGGAGGCCCCCGCUCGGCUGGCCUGGGAACGCCUUGGGAUUCCUCCGGAGGAACUGGUGGAAGUGGCUGGGGAGGGAAGUCUGGGUCUUCCUUCUGAAGCUGCUACCCCCGCGACCCGACCCCGGAUAAGCAGCAGAAGAAGAUGGAUGGAUGGAUGAACUUUGGGACAACCUACAGUUUUCCAACUUGCGUCAGUUUAAUUUUAUGGGGAAUAAAGGAAUAUAAAAAUAGUCUGCAAUUUCUGAAAAAAUCUUCUAUUACUCAUCUGUUGUGUUUAAUUGGGUUGAUAAAUAUGUUAGGUAAUUCAUUCACAACAAAAAAUCAUCUGAAACAAAGUAUUUUCAAAAUCAGGUGACGAAUAUGUUCUAUCUUAAUAUUCAUCGUAGGGUGCUUGUCUGCCAGAGUAAAAAUGUCUUCUGAAAAGAGCAACUUUUAAGCAGCUAAGUAUGUAUUUCUGUGUUAAUAAUUUUUUAUUAAUUGUUCUGAUGUAAUAUUCUAACUGUAGUCAACAUUAAGGCCAGAAAACAUCAGUAUAUUUAUAAUUAAUUUAUAUAAUGUGUUUCACUGAGUGAAUUUUGUUAAUGAAAUAAAUGUUUGACUAAUAUUAAAAUUUAUCAUUACUCUGUUAAGUGCAGUUCCUUCGCUGCCCUUUGCCAAAUAGAUAUUUUAACGGCGCCCCCUACUGCCACGGCGGUUAAUAGACGGUCACAG
Molecule: messenger RNA, 3518 nt
Organism: Gambusia affinis (western mosquitofish)
Lineage: Eukaryota; Metazoa; Chordata; Actinopteri; Cyprinodontiformes; Poeciliidae
Product: E3 ubiquitin-protein ligase RNF14-like
Exons: 8
Coding region: 117-1436 (439 amino acids)
Biological process (GO): protein polyubiquitination; ubiquitin-dependent protein catabolic process; positive regulation of proteasomal ubiquitin-dependent protein catabolic process
Cellular component (GO): cytoplasm; ubiquitin ligase complex
Molecular function (GO): zinc ion binding; ubiquitin conjugating enzyme binding; ubiquitin protein ligase activity
Source: RefSeq, a predicted model, not a curated record